This is a messenger RNA of Didymodactylos carnosus, 588 nucleotides long. NCBI's taxonomy places the organism in Eukaryota, Metazoa, Rotifera, Eurotatoria, Philodinida, Philodinidae. The record is from the annotation of a GenBank genome assembly.
AUGCAAUGUUCAUCGAAAGCUUCAUCAGGAGGGUAUAACAAUUGCACUGGAUUUCAAACAUCUAGUUACGCUCCACUUCAAUACCAGAGACCACCGUUUCGCGAUGCAACUAUAUUGGACAGUUCUUCACCAACAUUCAAAGCUAGUCGUCUCUACGGUUCACCUGAAAUCAAACCCUGCCAUGUCAAGUAUGCCGGAGUUUAUUUAAUCAAUGUAAACAUCUCGAACAGUAAAAUUGUUCUUGCUGCUGCUACGAUUACACUCUAUCAAAAUGGACUCAUCUUUACAUCACCUAACAAUGAAGAUUAUACUGGUAAUGCAAUUGGUGUGUGGAACUGUGAUCAAGCUGGAACAAUUACCUACAGUUUUGUUUCUUUUCGAAAUCCAUUACCAACAGUUAAUCUCAUACGCAUUAGAACAACAAAUAUUCAACUAAAAUGUGAUGGAACAGCAAACGCGCUGUGUCAUGGUACAGGCAAGGAUGCCGCUUACCGACUCUCCUUACCAGUUAACGGACAGUUUCAGACAAAGCUGAUAGAUAACGACACUGGCAUACUUAUAGUAAGGAAAUUAACACUUAAGCAGUAA